CAACCACGAAGUCUCCUCCAACAUCCCUACCCCUACAGCGACAACGGCCAUGCCCUCCUAUACCUUCUCCGACGACGCGUACCUCAAGCUCUUCUUCCACUGCGCGAAGUACCCCCACCGCGCCGUCAACGGCGUCCUCCUGGGCACCGAGGCCGGCGACGAGGUCCAGAUCACGGACGCGGUGCCGCUGCUGCACCACUGGACGCAUCUGAGCCCGAUGAUGGAGAUUGGGUUGGAUUUGGCAGCAACGUACGCGGCAUCUGUGGGUAUGAAGCUCGUUGGGUAUUACCAGGCCUGUGAGCGAUUAGACGACACGGCGCUCACGCCCGUGGGGGAGAAGGUGGCGAGGAGGAUUAGGGAUUCGUUCGCUAAUGCGGCAGCGUUCGUGAUCGACGGCGAGCAGAUUGGGACGGGAAGUGCGGCGUUGGUGCCCUACACCUUCAACACCAGCACAUCUUCCUGGACACGAAGCUCUUCAUCCUUCACAGAGGGCUCACCCUACCGCCUAACCUCCACGGACAUCCCCCUCCGCGCCGUCAAGCUCGUCCGGCAGGAGCAGCGGGAGAAGAAGUUCGGCGACUUUGACGAUCAUCUGGAGGAUGUGACGAUAGAUUGGCUACGGAACAAGGCCUGCUUAAGCUCGUGAACAUGAAUGAUACCCACUAUUGCUACACUUCAUCCUGCCCUUACAAGCCGUGGGGGCCAAUGCGCGCAAUCUCUUCAGACUGCAAGUCCAUGAUGGUAAACAAACUGAUCUCAAGGCCACCGUCACACAAAGCAAGAUGAGGACGAGGGCGCUGCACAGCAGCCCAAUCUAGUGAUCAUUAUGAACGAAGCAAGGGCGAGAGCAGCAGGGGGAAUAGUGAACAAACACGAGGGGAAAGAGUAAACGAACACGAGGGGAAACAGUCAACAAAUACGAUGGGAAACAGUAAACGAGCACGAGAGGAACCAGUCAACUUCAAGCACGAGAAGGAACAACCGAUAGGUAAGAAACACGAGAGAGAAAGAGACACCACAACGAUGUAAGUAAAAAUACAACCAAAGGUAUCGCAGGCGUUAUUCGCCCAGUAUCACCAGCGCCCCGCAUUAUCGGUGGUGCAGUUCCGAGUC
Schizophyllum commune H4-8 is the source of this 1113-nucleotide messenger RNA. RefSeq names its product UPF0172-domain-containing protein. Gene Ontology annotation, cellular component: EMC complex. NCBI's taxonomy places the organism in Eukaryota, Fungi, Basidiomycota, Agaricomycetes, Agaricales, Schizophyllaceae. The record is from RefSeq and is a predicted model, not a curated record. The coding region runs from base 50 to 646 and encodes 198 amino acids. The transcript is spliced from 5 exons.